GUCGCUUAGAUCUUCGGAACCAUCUCCUUCCUCCUGUCACUCUCCCUCCGUCCCUUUCAAAAAACCCCCAAAAUAAACAUUUUCUCUCUCCUCGAUUCCAAGCGACAACGCGUACGCUAGAAGCUACUACUACUCUCUCUCUCUCUCUCUCUCAUCGCUUUUCUCUACGAUUAGGGCUCGCGUUCGAUCAUUUUUUGUGGAAUUCUAGGGUUUAAGGCUCCGAUGAAAGGGGAACCGGGGAUGAAUCGGGAUCGGGAUCGAUCGAGCGAUGCAGAUCCGCUGCUUGAUAAAACGAGCCUGCUGGAUUCGGGAGAGGCGAGCGCGAGCGAGAUAAAAGAUGAUGAGGAGGUCGAGUCGCCGUCGGCGGCCUGCUGCAGGAUUUGCCUCGAAUGCGAAUGCGAGCCAGGUGAUGAGUUAAUAUCUCCAUGCAUGUGCAAGGGCACACAACAGUUUGUUCACCGUUCAUGCCUUGAUCAUUGGCGUUCCGUGAAGGAAGGGUUUGCUUUCUCCCAUUGUACAACUUGUAAAGCACAAUUCCAUCUUCGACUGGAACAACUGGAGGAUUACUCAUGGCGGCAAAUGAAGUUUCGUAUUUUUGUAGCUAGAGAUGUCCUACUUGUAUUUCUGGCUGUGCAGACCGCAAUUGCUGCUAUUGGUCUUUGUGCAUAUUUCUUGGACAAAAAUGGGAGUUUCAGAAAUUCUUUUGGUGAUGGUUGGGACCGCAUAUUGUCAAAGCAUCCAAUACCCUUCUACUAUUGCUUAGGGGUGUUGGUAUUUUUCAUGCUGCUCGGCUUCUUUGGGCUGAUACUGCAUUGCGCUUCCAUCAGUAAUGACGAUCCUUGCAUGGCUGGGUGCCGUAAUUGCUGUUAUGGAUGGGGUAUCCUUGACUGUUUCCCUGCUUCCAUGGAGGCUUGCUUCGCUAUUAUCCUCAUAUUUGUUAUCAUAUUUGCCAUCCUCGGCAUUGCAUAUGGUUUCCUUGCAGCAACCAUGGCCAUCCAGAGGAUCUGGCAGAGACAUUACCAUAUCCUCACAAAGAGGGAGCUUACAAAGGAAUAUGUGGUAGAGGAUUUACAUGGAUGUUACACACCACCAAAGCUGGACCAAGAGCAUGAAGAGCGCCUGAAACUGCUUAAUCUUCUUUAAAGAUUGCAAGAGCUGAGCACCGUUGAUUGUGCAGAUCCGCUGGAUAAUAGAUGGAGCUAAACGAAAAAAGGACAGCUACUAGUAACUCCAGCUUCUAAAUGCAACAUGAAGCAUGAAUCUUCUGAGGAGUCUGUGAGAAUGUUUGUGUGAAGAGUGUGAAUGAUGCAAGGGUUUUGGAUUCUAAACAAGUCAAUAUGUACAGGAUGUCCUAGCAUAAAGGACGUGAAUGUGAAAAUGGGCGAAGAAAAAAAAUUGUAUAUGGGGGGUGUGACUAGGUGUUGACUGCAAUUCUGCGUUUAAAUUACGUGCAAUGUGUAAAUGUGUUGGACAUCUCUUCGGUAUUAUGUUUAUGUCUUGUUAAUAUCCGUUGCCUUUGUGUGUUAGAGGGGAAAAAAGAGGAAGGAAAUAUGUUGAUGUAUUUGGCUUUGAUGGAGUGUACAAUGAUAGAUUGCAUUAAGGGCAUAUAAAUUUAUUGUUCAA
This is a messenger RNA of Asparagus officinalis (garden asparagus), 1623 nucleotides long. RefSeq lists its product as uncharacterized. Gene Ontology annotation, molecular function: zinc ion binding. The record is from RefSeq and is a predicted model, not a curated record. NCBI's taxonomy places the organism in Eukaryota, Viridiplantae, Streptophyta, Magnoliopsida, Asparagales, Asparagaceae. Bases 223 to 1143 code for a protein of 306 amino acids. The transcript is spliced from 7 exons.